Messenger RNA from Nothoprocta perdicaria, 1568 nucleotides. It is a transcript of the gene HMOX2, whose product is annotated as heme oxygenase 2. The transcript has 5 exons. The coding region runs from base 43 to 984 and encodes 313 amino acids. The record is from RefSeq and is a predicted model, not a curated record. Gene Ontology annotation, biological process: heme oxidation; response to oxidative stress; heme catabolic process. NCBI's taxonomy places the organism in Eukaryota, Metazoa, Chordata, Aves, Tinamiformes, Tinamidae. Gene Ontology annotation, molecular function: heme oxygenase (decyclizing) activity; heme binding.
UUGCCUGGUCUCCAGCACUGCUCUGGCCGGGGCUGUGGAGCGAUGUCGUCCGUUAUGGAAGGUUCCGAGUGGGGAGAAGAUGGGGAAAACCUCCGCUAUGAGGAGACAGAAGAUGAAAAUGUCAGUCCCACCGACCUCUCGGAGCUACUGAAGAAAGGGACUAAGGAAUCCCACGAUCGUGCGACGAAUACCCAGUUUGUCAAAGACUUCCUGAAAGGGCGGAUCAAGAAGGAGGUUUUCAAGCUGGCUACUGUGGCGCUCUACUUCACGUACUCCGCUCUGGAAGAGGAAAUGGACCACAACAAAGACAACCCAGUCUUUGCCCCUCUGUAUUUCCCUCUAGAGCUCCACCGGAGAGAAGCGUUGGUCAAAGACAUGGAGUAUUUCUAUGGCGAAGACUGGAAAGAGAAGAUCCAGUGUUCGGAGGCAACUCAGCAGUAUGUGGACAGAAUCCGUCACGUGGGGCAGCAUGAACCAGAGUUGCUGGUGGCCCACGCUUACACACGCUACAUGGGGGACCUCUCAGGUGGCCAGGUGCUGAAGAAGGUGGCCCAGAGGGCCCUGAAGCUGCCUCCUACUGAAGAAGGAAUACAGUUCUACAUGUUUGAAAACAUUUCCAAUGCACAACAGUUCAAGCAGCUCUACAGAGCAAGGAUGAAUGCGCUGGACUUGGACAAGAACACUAAGGAAAGGAUUGUAGAAGAAGCUAACAGGGCUUUCAAACUGAACAUGCAGGUAUUCGAUGAACUGGAGAAGACUGGCCUGUCUCUAGCAGACGAAGCCCAAGAUGGAGGUGUCCCAGUCCACGAUGGAAAAGGAGACAUACGCAAAUGCCCUUUCUAUGCAGACAAACUAGGUGGCACGGCAGGAGCUGGCUGUCCCUAUCACACUGCCAUGUCCUUGGCAAAGCAGCCCCUUGUGCAGCUGAUCCUCGCGGCCUGGGUCGCCCUGGCAGCAGGAGCUGCAGCCUGGUACGUCAUGUGAUGGGAAGAGCAACCUGCAGCUCUGGUGGUGGCAGAAGGAGAGGGGCACCCUGUCCUCCUUCAGACUGUUCUGCUGCUGCUGGCAGAGUUGCCUGCAGGGCACAAGUAAGACAAUAAACAGAAUCCAGCGGGACUCCCCAGGGUUUUCUGCACACCCAUAAUGCAAGCACUGUAAAAUAAUGUCAUAGCUGACUAGUGUACAGGAUGCGCUGGUGAGCGGGUAUGUGGAUUCCAGGUCAGCGCUGCUGCUUCAGACCGGGGCAACUUUAAGGCUCUAACUGUCUCAUCCUACCUAUACUGGCAAAGGCUUCACAUGCUUGGCUUUCUAUUCCCCUUCCUGGAAGGGGUCCCUGUGGAGAGUUUUCUGCCCUGAGCUUCAAGCCAGGAAGGUGUCAUUAGUCUUUUCAUAGAGGAGCAUUCAGUUUCCUAUCAAGAGGAGCUGGUGGAGAGGUACCACGGUGCUGUAGUGGCCGUGCUGCAGGCUGUUAGUUCACAGGAGGAAUGCRUUGCUUGUUCUAGUGUCCUGGGGACCAAACGUAACCUGUGUCGUGGGAAGGAUUCUGCCCUCUUAGCAGUGGCUCGAGG